Molecule: messenger RNA, 1001 nt
Organism: Hymenoscyphus albidus
Lineage: Eukaryota; Fungi; Ascomycota; Leotiomycetes; Helotiales; Helotiaceae
Source: the annotation of a GenBank genome assembly
AUGAUCCUGGCAACCAUGCACUCGGCCCAUUGUUAAACAUAGAUAACUAGGCCAUUGCAUACCUUCCUUAUAUUUCCUCGUCAACAAGUAAUCUACACAUCGACCAUCUUCGAAAUUCAGCAAGACGAGAAAACCCCCCCGGAAUAAACGCUCACCUGAAACACAGCACAGCAUAUCCCCAAAAGCAAGACCAGACAGAUCCGACUACUACCACUUAUAUACACAAAGCACCCACUAAACAGCCUCCUCAUCUACCCACGACAUAUUUUCCACCGUCAAGACCGCUUCGCCCACAACCCAGGUAUACCCAUCGCAAGCCUUCCUACCAAUACCCAGAUAGACAUCACCGAGGUAUUUCCUGCGACUGUUAUUCUAGAUCUUUACGAGUUAACUCAAGAGUCGUUGAAAGGAUGGUAUGUGCACUGUGUGGUUUAAUUUAGAUGUUAUGCUUAUUGGGAUUUAGGAAGAUUCAUUCAGCACGGGUAUGUGGUGACUGGGAAUACGACGAGGUUUCUUAUGAGGUUGCUUAUGUUUGGUUUGUCAAGAAACAGGAGGGUGAUGUGAAUGAGGUUUUGAAUAAUGCUAACCACAACGAUGAUGGUGCUCGCCAAGCAGAAGAAGGCACUGGUCAUGGAGGCAGUGAUCUAGGAAGAGACGUAUCACGAUACAACGAGGCACAUGCAGAGAAUGGGCACGAGAAUGAGAUUUCUGGUCUCAAACUGGCAGACUUCCUUCCAGCUACGUUCAUGGCUAGCCAAGAUACAGCCGUGCCAAUAACUGAUCCCUUUCAUCCUCGACCAUCGAAAAAUCUCCUCUCGGGAUUCGGAAAACCCUCGACCCUUUUUUCAAAGUUUCCUAGUUUCGGAAGUCCUCCACGCAAUCUCUUUGGUCGGACAACAUCACGUCCUGCCAAUAACCUCUUUGAGAGUCCUCUACAACAUCUAUGGGUUGCCUCACAGUUAGCCGAUUGUAGCGGGAAUUGUAACGAGUUUAGAGGGUAA